GCUGGAAGACCCUUCUGAGAGGGAGCAUUUCUUCCAGGAGGUGUUCCCAGUCCACUAUGGCCCUCGGUAUGACACAGCGCUGCAGACACUGGUGUGGGAGUUCCUCUCCAGACUGGAGGAGCUGCUGCCUGUACCAGACCUCACGCAGACAACAGCAUGGCUCGGUGCUGCCCCCUCUGUCCUGGAAGAAUGUGGGCAGAGUGUCUUUGACCCUGAACAACUGAAGACAGUGUUGCAGCACCAUCAGCAUCAUGGAAACCUGAACAAUAGUCAUGUCUCUAAUUACACUACAGAUACCAUCCUGUCCACACUGUCCCUCCCUCCAAUAAUCAGAGUUGUUAUUAACUACGAACCAGACAACUCUGACAAUGUGAGGCCAUACUCAGAUGACGAUGAAGACCACAAUGAAAUCCUGGAUGAAGGCACUGAUAGAUGUUUGGAGGAUCUAGGACUGUCAACAUCAGAGGAACAGGAGGGUCUGUCACCUGCAGAGACCUCAGUGUUGGUUACUCCAGUACCCUGUGAUGAAUUGAACUUGGAUCAUUCUCUCAACGUAAUGGUGAAUGCGGACGAGCCAUCCCAGGUUCUUACCUGCACUCUGCCUCCAUUCUCUCACAGUGAAAUGGCCAACCUCUGCAAGGACAUCAAGACCGACCAAGUAGAAAAGGACAGAAAGCAGGUUGACAAGAAAGAAGAGGUGGUCAAAAAAGGGAACAAAAAGAAUGUGAUCAAACAGGUUGACAAGAAAAAAGAGGGAUUCCCUGCACUUCAAAACAGAACUCAUAUAUGUGAGUGUGGGAAGGUUUUUAAAAAACCAUCACUGCUGACGCUACAUAUGGGAGUUCACACGAUGCCACAUCAUUGUGACCAGUGUCCCAAACGAUAUGCUACUCCUGGGGCACUGAAAAAGCACCAGCUACUUCACACAGAAGAAAGACCAUUCGCAUGUGAACACUGUGACCGGAGGUACAGGAGUGCUUAUGAUCUCAAAGUGCACAUACGCAGUCACUCUGGGGAGCGCCGUCACGUGUGUACUAUCUGUGAGAAGAGGUUUGCCCAUCCAAGUACACUGGUGAGACACACGCGAAUGCAUGCUGGGGAGAAGAAUUAUUUAUGUAGCAUAUGUGGUAAGGCAUUUCUUAGCUCAGGAGAAGUGCGACUGCAUACACGGACGCACACAGGAGAAAACCCCCACACCUGUAAACAUUGUGGAAAGGGUUUCAAAGCAUCUUGCCAUCUUACGGUUCAUCUGCGAUCUCACACAGGCGAGCGUCCUUACACCUGCACCCAAUGCCCCAAAUCUUUCACUACCUCAGACUCUCUUAGAACGCACAUAUAUACUCACACUGGGGAGAAACCUCACCAAUGCUCAGAGUGUGGGAAAACAUUUACUCAGAGGUGUAAUAUGGUAAAUCAUAUGAGAAGAAUUCACCGGUUAAGAUUCUCCAAAAGCAGUCCAACAAAGAAACACAGAAAGUCUUGUAAAAAUGCUUUGAGUUCGAAAGAAACUAUGUAAUAGGUAAUUCCAAUAUUGAUUGCAAUUAUUGAGACAAGAAAUUCCUCUUUUGUAUAUCAGAUUAUCAUAUCAAAACAUGUUUUUCAAUAAACUUCAAAUCAAGGUUUGUCACAUCUACACAUGAUAUUUGCACUGCAAAUAAUGAUUUUAGAAGUGGGAUGAUGAUGAUGACAUUUACCCAAUUUACACUGUUUGACCAACCAGAUUCCUUAACACUUGUAAGAUAUGCAUAUACAAAGUGUCCAUGAGUUUAUUUUCAAAAUGCUAUGUCCACCAAUUUUUCACAUUGGUGUUUUUUCACCUGAAAUUAUUGCAUGUGGGUACCUUCAUGUGUGUGCCAAAUACUAAUGUUCUCAUAUUUUUUUAUUUGUUGAUUUUAGGUGUAUAUUAAAACUAUUGUUUUUAUGCAAAACAUUA
Molecule: messenger RNA, 1933 nt
Organism: Salvelinus sp. IW2-2015
Lineage: Eukaryota; Metazoa; Chordata; Actinopteri; Salmoniformes; Salmonidae
Source: RefSeq, a predicted model, not a curated record